This is a messenger RNA of Amphimedon queenslandica, 1234 nucleotides long. Its product is annotated as structural maintenance of chromosomes protein 1A-like. Lineage: Eukaryota; Metazoa; Porifera; Demospongiae; Haplosclerida; Niphatidae. The transcript has 8 exons. The coding region runs from base 41 to 1138 and encodes 365 amino acids. The record is from RefSeq and is a predicted model, not a curated record.
AGCCCCACCUAGCAACCGCAGUUACAGACAGUUCUUGCAAAUGCCUGGUAAAAAGAAGAAGGGAGGCAAGAAAGGAGGCAAAGGAAAAGGCGGGGGAGGUGAUGGAGGCUUACCUCCACCACCUGACUUCUCUGACAGCAGACAAAGUGCUCUAGAGGCUCUUUAUGCAUACAGGAUCACAGGAAAGAAAGACGUUAUUGACAUAUUUGCUGAAGAAGCAGAAUCUAUGAAGGACAGAAAUUACCAGCAAAAGCAAAAGAAUUACUCAAUUAACCAAGAAAAAGGACGUCAUUUAGAAACACUGAUUGAAGAAGCCAAAGAGUUUGAGAAGAAAAUAUCCCAGUCAGAGACAGUUGGGAGGGAAGAUGUGGAAAAAGCCAUGCUCGACAAACUUGAUAUGGUGAGAAAGGCAAGACAAGACAUUGCCAACUUAGUAACGGCCAUUGAUGAGGAAGACAAGAAAUUAGACUAUGCCUACAAGGAAUUAUCUAGACUGAGAGACUAUAAGGAUAGAGUACAACACGAAAGAAAAAAUUACAUAGCUAGCAUGAAGGAAGCUAUGGUCAGCUGGAAAAAAGCGGAGAAAAAUAUUGAAGAAGAGCUUACAAAGGAACUUGAAGUGUCUAAAGCUCGUGUGGAUCAGAGACUUUCAUUGCUUGCUGAGAUGCAGAAAGAGAAAGUGUCAGAGAGACUACUUCUCACAAUGGACAGCAGUGCUAUAGGAGAGAUAUCAGACAACAGUUGGCUAAAGCAACAAAUAUCAUUUUUGCAAGAUAUGGAGAAAAAGCUCCAAAGUGAUGUUGACAACUUGGAGAGGCGAAACCUCGAAGUAAUGGGUAGAAUAUAUCAUACGCAGCACAUUGAGCUAGAGACAGCCCAGAAACUAUUCUCAAUACCAGGGAACCACUCAACACUAAUUGACUCCAGCAGCUCUGAUGCACUAUCAAGAAACCCGUCCACUAACAAGCUUUUUAGUCGUCAGCUUGAUCUGGGACUGCUGUCAGUUGAAGGGAAUACUUUCAAUUUGAGGCCAGUCCCUGAGCACAUUCGCCUUCCACCAAUACUAGAGCAAAGGAAUCAGAGUGUUCCUGCACAGACUUGGCCAGUAACUGGGAAAAUGUUAAAAGCCAUUACAUGAGAUUGAGAAUAAUGCAUUAUAUAUAAUACAUACUAGUGAUAUCAAAAUUAAUGUUUAAUCAGUUUUCUUUUUAUUACUAAUUCUUGCAUCAUCUGG